AUGGAGCUUUGCAACACUCUUAUCGCCAAUGGCCUGGAAUGCGUAAAAGCUUCAAACAUGGAUACCCCAGCCAGCGAGAGAAAAAGAUUCUCAGACAGUACCGAGACGGGAAUAGAGGUCGAAGGGACGGAUCUGCCUGAUUUGGCGGAAAUAACUGAGUCUCUCGGGCAAGCGAUGAUCAAGUGGUCGAACGAACUUCAUCUGAUGGGCAACACAUUGAUCGAGAGAGAGGCAAUUUACCGGGAUCCAGCCACGGGAGCACUUUUUAAGCGCCCAUUGAACCUAGCUGACAGUGGCAAGAACUUGUAUCAGAACAAUUUGGACGCGGCAAAGUACUUCGGCCCCUGCUUCAAAAUACUCAGCGAUUUUCACGUCAAUAUCACCCUUCCGCCAUCCUCUGGCGAGCGUCUCUCCACUGUCCAACUCCGCCAGGGAGAGAAUUGA
Messenger RNA from Oikopleura dioica, 444 nucleotides. The record is from the annotation of a GenBank genome assembly. NCBI's taxonomy places the organism in Eukaryota, Metazoa, Chordata, Appendicularia, Copelata, Oikopleuridae.